AAAGAGGAGCCACCUCAGUGAACAUGUGCGCACUCAUACGGGAGAGCGUCCGUAUUCCUGCACUCACUGCAAUGCUUCUUUUUCGCGGAUGGCUCACCUCAAAUAUCAUGUGACUCACCGUCAUGCCAAGAAGUUAUAAAGAUUGCUCCACUUUGGCGCCCGAGGAUCCGUACCGUUUGCUCGUGUGCGCACAGGGCGGACUGCAGUCCUGCCUGCAGUGUAACUAUGUGACCAAGCACAGGAAUCACAUGAGAGUACACCUCCGCAUUCACACGGGCGAGCGCCCCUUCCAGUGUCACCUGUGUCCGGCCACGUUUCACGAGAGGUCCAAACUCGUGGUCCACGUGCGCAGCCACACCGGGGAGCGUCCCUUUCCCUGCGACUUCUGCUACGCAUCCUUCAGGCAGCACUCUCACCUCGUUGGGCACCUGCGCACCCACACCGGGGAGAAUCCGUUUAGCUGUUCCCACUGCUACGUGUCCUUCUCGAAAAAGAGCAACCUCAAGCGCCAUAUGCACGCCCACACAGGAGAGCUCCCUUAUUCCUGUGUUCACUGUAGUGCAUCCUUUUCACGAACAGACAGCCUCAAAGACCACAUGUCUCGUCGUCAUGCAAAACAGCAGUGAAGUAGGGGUGUACAUACUUUUUUGUGCGUGUAUGGUAUGAAACAGACUGAAUAAAUUAUACUCUUGAAGGUUAUCCCUCAAAUUCAUCAAA
Molecule: messenger RNA, 717 nt
Organism: Rhipicephalus microplus (southern cattle tick)
Lineage: Eukaryota; Metazoa; Arthropoda; Arachnida; Ixodida; Ixodidae
Product: gastrula zinc finger protein XlCGF17.1-like
Source: RefSeq, a predicted model, not a curated record